UCUCGAAAUUGAUCUGGAGAGUGUUCGGCAAGAUUACCGAGCGUCACUACAAGAUUUGACGUUUAACUCAAAGCCAAUAAUAACAAACCUAACUAUCAUUGCUCAAGAGAACUUACCGGCUGCAAGGGCAAUUGUACAAGCCAUUGAAGACCAAAUCAGAACUUGUCCGCCACCACACAAGCUACCCGUGUUAUAUCUCCUUGAUUCUAUUAGCAAAAAUGUUGGUGGUAUAUAUAUCCAAUUGUUCGCCCGAAACCUUUGCAACACUUUUAUGGAUACGUAUGAUGUCGUAGAUCAACCAACAAAACAAAAACUUGAGCGAGUUUUGGCCACAUGGAAAAGUGGUCCAACAGGUGCGCCAGUGUAUUCAACUGAAGUAACUGGUCAAAUUGAAAGAGCUUUAUUGAAGCAGCAGUUGAGAUUGCAAUCACGCGGAUCAAUAGAUGUCGGAAGACAUAUUCAUAUUAAUCCUAAUUUCUUAAGUGGGGCUAUC
Racocetra persica is the source of this 493-nucleotide messenger RNA. NCBI's taxonomy places the organism in Eukaryota, Fungi, Glomeromycota, Glomeromycetes, Diversisporales, Gigasporaceae. The record is from the annotation of a GenBank genome assembly.